UGUAUGCUGUCUGCAUUAUCUGGGGCUGUCGGAGACUGUGCUGCGGGUCCCUUUAGCGAGAGGAUAUUAAGCGCACUGCACGCUAUUCGUGAUCAUUUUUUUAAAACACUCGUUCUGGACUGCUAGCGCAGUGAUCAUUUACCGUGCCGGUUAUGGAUAUCAUUUAGAAGUAAGGGGAAGCCGAAAAAGAAAACCGUCUGCAGCUGAAACACUCCUGCCUGCUUUUGACCUAGUGAGGAUGCUGUCAUCUCGCCCGGCUCUUUGACGAGGGCAAUCCCUCUCUCCGGCUAGCCUUAGCCUAUUUAACCUAGCUAGUUUACCGUUUUCCCCCCCGUCUGUGGCGAGCUCUCCUCCCCUCCCGGUGACAGAAGGACCGGGUGCACAUCCCUUGAAAAUAUAUUCGCGUUAGCCAUAUCAUUUCGUCGUUGGAGCGAUUGGGGGAUUUUGUCUCCCGUUCGGUUUUUUAAUGACUGGUUUCGUGUUUUGCUGCGCGAUGUACAUGGAUAAAACCAGUGUGCUCCGGGGCUCCUCCUCUUCCAGUCCCAGGCUCCUGACCAAGAGCCUCUCCCUGGAGCCCGGCCCCUGCCUCGGGGCCCACGAGACACCUCAGCGCCUCUGCUCCGACCCCGGGCCUCUGGGACCCCGCCACUGCAAUGGGACCAAUGAAAGGGGCCCUCCAGAAGUCUCCGCCCCCGCUCCUGCCCCCGCCCCGUCCCCCGCACCGACUCCAGCCCCCAAAACACGACCGCCCUUGCCUGGGCCCAAGCCACAAGUGCCCCCAAAGCCGCCUCACUUGCAGAGCGGGCGGCGACCGAGGGCUCCCGACAAGCCCCUCCCCCCGCCUCCAUCCCGGCCCCUCCCCGCAGAUCCCCGCUCCGCCCGAGUUGCCCUGCCACACGCGGAGGGGGGUGCCCCCCCCAGCUGCGUUCUCUCGCUCAUCGAGAAAUUCGAGAGAGAGCAGAUCAUUGUUGUGCCGGAUAUCACCGGGGGCGCCCUGUGUACCCCCAGAAUCCCGGAGCCGCAGUCCGGAACGGGAGUAUCGACGCCCCCAUUGUCAGAGCCCCCUGUACCCAGCCCCGAACCUCAGGAGGUCCAGGAAGCGGCCCUGGCCGUGGCCGACACAGAGGAGGAGGAGGGCAAAGACAGGGACGGGGAGGAGAGGGAGGAGGAGAAGGAGCUAGGUGCCGCCUGCUCGGAAAGGCGACUGUCGUUGGAGUCGGGUUACAGCACCUCCGAUAAACUCUUAGACGCCCUGGAAAUGAGGGACCUGCUGGCCAGCCAAUCGGAUGUCCCCCUCGACCGCCUCUCCCUCCCCCCGCCCCAGACGGACGGCAAGCUGGCCAAUCGGGACAGCGGCAUCGACAGCAUCAGCUCCCCCUCCCACAGCGAGGAGCUGUGCUUCGCCGGGGAGGAGGAGAGGGCGGGGCCGGAGAGGGAGGCCUGCCCCUGCAGCCCAGCCCUGACCCUGCCCCGCCUCUCCUCCUCCUCCUCCUAUGGCUGUGCGGAGGGGCCGGGGGACGAGGGCGGGGCCUCCGGGGAGGGGGCACGGGACUCGGAGGGGGACAGCGACAUGGAGGAGGGGAGUGGGGACGAGAGCGAGCUCACCCCCACCGCCCUGCAGCCCCUUGCCCUGCCCAAAACCGAGCGGCAGGACUCCUGUGAGCUCUCAGUGCAGCAGAGGGUGUUCAAUAUCGCCAACGAGCUGCUGCACACGGAGAAGGCCUACGUGUCCAGGCUGCACCUCCUGGACCAGGUGUUCUGCUCGCGGCUGAUGGAGGAGGCGCGCUCCCGCAACUCCUUCCCCUGCGAGGUGGUGAUGGGCAUCUUCUCCAACAUCUGCUCCAUCUACUGCUUCCACCAGCAGUUCCUGCUGCCCGCGCUGGAGAAACGCAUGGAGGAGUGGGAGCUGAACCCUCGAAUCGGGGACAUCCUCCAGAAGCUCGCCCCCUUCCUCAAAAUGUACGGGGAGUAUGUGAAGAACUUCGACCGCGCCAUGGAGCUGGUCAACACCUGGAUGGAGAGGUCCUCCCAGUUCAAAGCCAUCAUCCACGACAUACAGAAAGAGGAGAUGUGCGGGAACCUGACGCUGCAGCACCACAUGCUGGAGCCGGUGCAGCGGAUCCCGCGCUACGAGCUGCUGCUCAAAGACUACCUGCACCGGCUGCCGGAGGACGCCGACGACUUCAAGGACGCACAGAAAUCUCUGGAGUUAAUAGCGACAGCUGCGGAGCACUCCAACGCGGCGAUCAGAAAGAUGGAGCGAAUGCACAAGCUAUUGAAAGUGUACGAGCUGCUCGGGGGCGAGGAGGACAUCGUAAACCCCACCAACGAGCUCAUCAAAGAGGGACACAUCCUCAAACUGUCAGCCAAGAAUGGCACCUCCCAGGACCGCUAUCUCAUACUAUUCAAUGACAGGUUACUGUACUGCGUCCCCAAACUGCGGCUCAUUGGACAGAAGUUUGGAGUCAGGGCCAGGAUCGAUGUGGAUGGGAUGGAGCUGAAAGAGACCAGCAGUGUGAAUGUGCCGAGGACGUUCCUGGUGUCAGGAAAGCAGCGGUCCCUGGAGCUGCAGGCCAGGACUGAAGAGGAGAAGAAAGACUGGAUCCAGGCUAUCCAGGCCACCAUUCAGAGACAUGAGCAGACACUGGAGACGUUCCGGGUGCUCAACUGCUCCUUCCGGGAUGAGGACUACACUCCCCCCAACUCUCCAAACUGUACGGAGCUGGGGAAGCGUGCUCCCACUCCUAUCCGGGAGAAGGAGGUCACUCUGUGCAUGAAGUGCCAGGAGCCCUUCAACUCCAUCACCAAGAGGCGCCACCACUGCAAGGCCUGUGGACACGUGGUGUGCGGAAAGUGCUCCGAGUUCCGGGCUCGGCUGCUCUACGACAACAACCGGGCCAACCGCGUGUGCGUGGACUGCUACACCACGCUUCACGGCGUCCCCCCGUCCCCCGCCGGCCUGCCCAGCACCACGCAGAGACGUCGCUCCAUCCUGGAGAAACAGGCCUCGGUGGUGGCGGAGAACAGCGUCCUCUGCAGCUUCCUGCACCAUAUGGAGAAAGGAGGGGGGCGUGGCUGGCAGAAAGCCUGGUUCGUCAUCCCGGAGAACGAGCCCCUGGUCCUCUACAUCUACGGGGCGCCGCAGGACGUUAAGGCCCAGCGUAGUAUCCCUCUGAUUGGGUUCGAAGUGUCCCAUCCUGAGCCGAGUGACCGGCUGGAGCGUCGAAACGCUUUCAAAAUCAGCCAGAGUCACCUGACCGUUUACUUCAGCGCUGAAGGGGAGGAGCUGCAACGCCGUUGGAUGGAGGUCCUGUCGAGGGCGGGGCGAGGGGAGGAGCUACAAGCUCACGCCCCUAUCUCAGAGUCCGUAGAGGAAGAGGGGGAGGAACCAGUAUGUACAGGGGAAAAUACGUGAUUGGUUGAUGUGUGAUCGAUGACGCCCAUUGCACAAACACCCAUACAACACACAAACACACACACACAAUCUCACACAAACAUACACACACACACACACAAUCACACAUACUUACACACACAUCCACAUACACACGUUUAUAUUAAUUGUCGGUGGUCAGUUGCAUGAAAUACCUACAUGUUCAAUUUCUUCUUGUAUUAUUCAUCUUGUGAGUUGACGGGUGUUUGCAAAAUCUGCCAAAAAUGUACCUACCCCUAAAGAAAACGUAUAGAGAUGUAGUUAAUACAGAGUAGCGCAAAUGUUUUCUGCUACACCAACACCCUCAGCACAACCUUUUUCUGCCAAAUGUUCAUUUUUUUUUUAGUGUGUGGUUUUUAAAUGAGUGAUUACUGUGGAAGUACGGAGUGUCUGUGACGUGGUACACGUUGGCAGAAGGCUAUUUGUGCCCACCUUUCGCUGGAUUGGCUGCGUUCAGCCCGUUCCCUGUUGUCCUGGAUGUGGUGAAAUGAAGCUUGAGAGGACGUGUACGGGUGACUGAGAGAGACUGAGGGCUGAGCAUGCAGUCAGUGGUGCAGGCCCAGAGCGCUCCCAGACCCAGCUGCAGCUGGAGAAACAGGACUCGUGCAGCUGACACACACUACAGACCGCCGGGAGACAAACCCACCUCCAUUUUACCCCGUACAGCACGUUAGCAAACCCAUUGCUGCAGAAGCUGUCUGAGGAUCUCUUGGAAGAUUUGCUGUCUUCUGUGUCUCAACAAAACGUGUCCGCCCCUGCGAUCAGUAAUCAGAUUCGGACUUCUUUGUAUACAAGCCUUUUUUUUCUGUCUCCAGGAUGUUGCUGUUUAGCUCAAACCCCGAGAGAACCCUCAGAGUGUGAGUCACUGAUUUCAGGGCUCCGCUGCCAGUGACAUUCUGUGAAAUGAAACGCAGAAGGAUUUAGUGAUGGAUUCGAGAACACUGCUGAAGGUUUGACGACAAUUGGUUAGAUAGACAGAUCCCCACCCCCACUCAGCCCUAGCUGUUCUGAGAUGAGGCUAACAAAUGUUCUCAUUUCCCUUGUUAGAUCGUGUUAAUUAUUUUCCAACUGACCCAUGAUAUCACUACAAAAGCAGCCCACUUUAGAUAGCUUGACCUACCCAGUUAAAAUUACUAAUUCCUGUCAAAUGCUUUUUGUCAGCCAGGCUCCUUGACUUGACUCAGUACACAUGAUCCACUGGUCCUUUUUUUUUGCUGCAGCUCCCCUGCCAUCCAGUGGACAUGUCAGGGUAUUGCACUCUAAUGUACACCAAAGAGCAAAUGCAUUUUACCAGCAGUGCUACGUUAUUGUUCUGCAACAGGUCUGUUCCAAUUCUGCUGAGUUUGAAUGUGGUUGAAAAUAAAUGUAGUAGUAGUCAGUGUUGCUCAACAUUUUCAAAGUUCUGGUUUAAUGGGUAGGCUUUUCAGCUGUGUGAGCGUGCACUAAAUUGUUUUCAGAAGGGACAUUUCGUCUUGAUUUUGCACUUUCUGUACAAAUCACAUAAUUUUCUUUUUUUUAUUCUUAAGAUUAUUCUGUCACCCCGUGCAGGUUGUUUUUAAACAGGCAGUGGAGCUGGACACAGUGUGAUUAUUUUGUGACCUUUAGAUCAGCUACAGUCAGAAGAAGUGACGAUGUGGAAUAUUUAAGUGGUUACUGCUACUUUGCCUUCUGCAUGUUGUGGCAUCCACACCUGCAGACCAAUCAAGUGCAGUUUACUGAAAAUAGUUUUUAACUUGUACAUGUGUACAAAAUGCAGAGCUAGCGUCCCAUAUAAUCCUGUAUAAAUGAUAUGUUGAAGUUAAUUGCAAAGUGAACAGGUGGCUAAUCAGGAAAAUUAAUUCUAUCCCAAAAUAUUCCAGCCACAUGUUGACAUAUCCCUCUCAACUUCAUUAAGAUUCUUGUGCUGGGGUGAUUGAUUAGCAUGGGGAACAGACCCAUAGCCGUGUGGUGAUAGAGGUCAGAUACAAAUUUACUACAAUCCCAGUCAAAUAAAGAAAAAAUAGUUAUCCCUUAUCUUACAAAUCUUGUCCAAAAGUGACAUUUUGGAGUGCUAGUGGUCUCUGAUGCAGAUGCACAAAUUAAUUAGGAAUGUGUGACUUCACAUCUUAAAUAGGGUCUGGUCC
Molecule: messenger RNA, 5556 nt
Organism: Megalops cyprinoides (Indo-Pacific tarpon)
Lineage: Eukaryota; Metazoa; Chordata; Actinopteri; Elopiformes; Megalopidae
Gene: fgd1
Product: FYVE, RhoGEF and PH domain containing 1
Exons: 17
Coding region: 467-3415 (982 amino acids)
Biological process (GO): cytoskeleton organization; filopodium assembly
Cellular component (GO): cytoplasm
Molecular function (GO): metal ion binding; guanyl-nucleotide exchange factor activity
Source: RefSeq, a predicted model, not a curated record